This is a messenger RNA of Dermacentor andersoni, 1005 nucleotides long. RefSeq lists its product as uncharacterized. NCBI's taxonomy places the organism in Eukaryota, Metazoa, Arthropoda, Arachnida, Ixodida, Ixodidae. The record is from RefSeq and is a predicted model, not a curated record.
UUGACGCUGCAAGAGCUCGCACCCUAGUGAAAGCAUGCUUCUGUCAUCGUCUUACUGCCUUUUACUCACCUCGGCCGCCAUCGUAAUAAUGGCCGAUAACGCCCCACUCAAACUAAACGUGGGCGACCGUGCGCGGCAGUGCUGCUCCGAUUUUAAUUUUACACUUCCGGACUGGGAUGAGGAAGACCACGACGAAGUUCCGAAGCCGGCAGUGCAGCAGAGGACACCACAUUACGCUAUUCGCCCAGCGCAUGUGCUCACCAUGCGCCAGUCGAGCCUGAACUAUCUGCUGCGCCCCUAUCAGACACCGUACGCCGUCGUCAUCAGGAGGCCUGCUGUGAGACCCCAGAGACCACUGGCAUUCCCGCUCGAUCCGCCAAGAAGUUCUGCCGACAGAAACGGAAGUCUGCCGGCUACUCCCGUGAGAGCUGGUGGGGCACAAGUCACCUUGCCCAUUUACUCUCGCGUAAGAUAUGGUCCACCGUACUACAGGCCGUACUACCACCACGUCUACAGGGGCGCCGCGCUGGCGCCCAUUCCUGGCGGCGGGUUCGUGAUGCCGUAUCCGGCUCCUUCUCAGGCGGGACUGCAGCCACCAGCACAAGUGACUGUGCCGGUGUACAUCAACGUGGGCGCGGGCGGCUUUCCCGCCGAGUACCAGCAGGACGGAGACGCGGCGACGGGCUUCCUGCCCGCCGUCGGAGCGCCGCCACCGAAAGGGACCUUUCCGCAGGCCGCAGCCCAAGGAAACGCCUCGGCGUACUCGUGAAUGUAUUAAAAAAAGAAAAAGAGCAUUCUAGCAAACCGAACAGCUCGGACAAGGGCCCCUCAGAUCUUUAUUUUUUGUUCAGUUGUUCGCUCUCCAGGGAACCAUUAAUAUUCAUUUUUGAAAUGUACAGUGUCUUGAUGAUAGUACAUUCCAUUGAAGCAUGCUAUAGUUUCGUGAAUUUUAUGUAUGAGUGUAUUAAUUUAUAACAAUAAUAAAUGUAGUUUCUCUUCUAAGAA